This is a messenger RNA of Cuscuta epithymum, 2119 nucleotides long. Lineage: Eukaryota; Viridiplantae; Streptophyta; Magnoliopsida; Solanales; Convolvulaceae. The record is from the annotation of a GenBank genome assembly.
AAAACAUACCUUUUCCGGUAAAAAUUUCAUACAGGUAAACUGGUAAGCCAAUAAAUUUGAAAGUCGGUGAGGUGUUGUUAUCUCGCGGACUUUUCUUUUUCACAGGGUGGAUUCCCUUGAUCUUCUUCUCUUCAUCUUCUAGAUUCUCAGGUAGGAAGUAUUCGAUUGCGUGUAUCUAUUUUCCUUCCUACACACGCAUUUAUACAGGCCGAAGAUAUACUUACGGAUGCUAAAUCUACAGAUAUAUAAACAGUUUUAGUCCUGUCGGUAAAAGAUUUUUGUACCCAAAGACCGAAAACGUAUAUAUAUCGCGAUGGAGAAAGAGUUGUGGAUAAGAAUGCUGCCGGGAAGAUAUUUGGUGGUUGUGGCGGCGUUGUUUUCCGGUUUAUUAGUGUCAGCGGUGGGGGUGCUUGAGGGAGGCGCUAUGAGGUUUUCUCUGGAGAGGGCAUUUCCGACGAGCCACGGAGUUGGAAUGGGUCAACUCGUAGAGCGGGACCGUGUCCGGCACGGCCGGAUGUUGCAGAGUUCUCUCGGCGGCGUCGUUGAUUUCCCUGUUGAAGGCACUUACGAUCCGUUUCUCGUGGGGCUUUACUUCACCAGAGUUCAGUUGGGCUCUCCACCUAAAGAAUUUUAUGUGCAAAUAGAUACAGGCAGCGAUGUUUUAUGGGUCAGCUGCAAUUCUUGUAAUGGUUGCCCAUUGUCCAGUGGACUUCAGAUACAAUUGGAGUUCUUUGACCCGUCAAGUUCACCAACAUCAUCAGUGAUCUCAUGUUCCGACCAAAGGUGUGGACUUGGAGAACAAUCAUCAGACACUGGAUGCUCCACAGAUAACCAAUGUAGCUACAACUUCCAGUAUGGGGAUGGUAGCGCAACGUCUGGCUAUUAUGUAUCAGACCUAAUCCAUGUCGAUGCAGUUGUCGGAAACUCAUUAACAUCCAACACUACAGCCCAAGUUGUUUUCGGAUGCAGUACCUUGCAAAGUGGAGACUUAACUAAGGCUGACAGAGCAGUUGAUGGAAUCUUUGGGUUUGGGCAGCAAAGCAUGUCUGUGAUUUCACAGCUUUCAUCACUGGGAGUAACACCAAACAUGUUCUCACAUUGCCUGAAGGGAGGUCAUGGUGGGGGAGGGAUAUUGGUGCUGGGUCAAAUUGUGGAGCCAAGUUUAGUUUACACCCCGCUCAUCCCUUCACAGCUGCAUUACAAUUUGAAUUUGGAAAGUAUUUCUAUACAAGGUCAGCCUUUGACCAUUAACCCGCAAGUAUUCUCAACAUCAAACAACCAAGGGACGAUAAUAGAUUCUGGAACAACUUUGGCAUACCUUGCUGAGGGCGCUUAUUACCCGUUUAUAAAUGCGAUAAACAAGAUUGUCUCUGCAUCUACACAACCUCUCGACUCCAAGGGAAAUCUCUGUUACUUGAUCUCGUCUAGUGUCUCUGAUAUAUUUCCCUCCAUCAGUUUGAAUUUUCGUGGUGGUGCGUCAAUGAUGUUGAAUCCUGAGGAUUACCUUUUACAACAAAACUCAAUUGAUGGAGCUGCAGCGUGGUGUAUUGGGUUUCAGAAAAUGCAGGGUCAAGGGAUCACUAUAUUAGGAGACCUUGUUCUGAAAGACAAGAUUGUCGUCUAUGAUUUGGAAAACCAACGGAUCGGUUGGACUAAAUAUGACUGUUCCAUGCCAGUAAACGUUUCAACAGCCACAAGAGCGGGAAGGAGUGAAGUUGUGGAUGCGGGACGGUUAGAUGACAAUAGUUCGCUGCAGAUUGAUCCUAAAACUUUGAUAUUAGGUGUCAUUAUCGCUCUCUUAUUUGAUAUUUUGUUAGCAUUCAAUUUCUACUCUGGUUUGUAAUACAUGUGAUAUAGUCAUAUAGAUAUGUAGGUAGAGUUGGGCUCCAUUCUUUUCCAUAAUGUAUUUGUACAGACUACAGACUGACCAAUAUUUAUUUAUAGGGCAUUAAUUCACUUUCCACAGGCGCUCUGUUGCUCAUGCCCCUGUAUAGUUACAAUAGCAAUAGAAACAAUUUGUGUACUAAUCACCCUCCUGGGGUAGGGAGUAGGGACUCUAUAUGUUAACCGUACAGAAUUUGUUUGCAAUAAGUUAACAGUUUUUAGUUUGGGGGAACAA